AGGCGGGGGCGGGGGUGGGGGUGGGGAACGCUCCUUUUUUGGGGGGUCUUGGAGGCGCGAAGCCCCGAGGCGCUCUGGGGGUUGGCUGCGCCCCUCGCUCGGAGCUCCCCGUGUCUUUUGGGGGGCCGGGUGCGGGCGCGGAAUCCGGGAGGUGUCCGCACAAAAGGCCGAUAGAAACUCCGCGACGCCUCCCUCCCUCCCUCCCUCCGCCCUCCCCGCCCCCUCCCCUCGCGCCCGCUCCUCCUCAUUCAAACCCGGCCGGCCCCAGUGGUGUCAGCUCAGUCCCGGCCGCCGCCGCGCGAGGAAAUGGCCGAGGAGCCGGAGCCGCAGGGUUUGGAAAUCUCUUGUCUCCAGGUUGCUGGGAUUGACUUCUUGCUCAAUUGAAACACUCAUUCAAUGGAGACAAAGAGAACUAAUGCUUUGUGCUGAUUCAUAUUUGAAUCAAAGCACUGGGGAAUCUGUAUGCCUUGUUUGUGGAAAGAACCAGUGAUACCACCAGUGAGCUUCCUAAAAGUUCUGAAGAAGUUAUAGGACUAUACACUUUCUUUUGAACUUUUAUAAUACAUAUUUGCUCUACGUCUGAAGCCCAGGGCUGUUGAAGGGGGUGAGUGACAAGUGUUACAAGUGGCCUUAUUCCAACUCCAGAGAUUCCCCAACGGAACUUUGAGAUUAUCUUAUAUGCAAUCGAAAGUGACAGGAAACAUGCCAACUCAAUCCCUCUUGAUGUACAUGGAUGGGCCAGAAGUGAUUGGCAGCUCUCUUGGCAGCCAGAUGGAGAUGGAUGAUGCCUUGUCAAUGAAAGGGGCCGCUGUUGUUCCAUUCAGAGCGACGCAAGAAAAAAAUGUCAUCCAAAUAGAGGGGUACAUGGCCUUGGAUUGCAUGUUCUGCAGCCAGACUUUCACGCAUUCAGAAGACCUUAAUAAACAUGUCUUAAUGCAGCACCGGCCCACGCUUUGUGAACCAGCCGUUCUUCGGGUCGAAGCAGAGUAUCUUAGUCCUCUUGAUAAAAGUCAGGUGCGGGCAGAACCUCCCAAGGAAAAGAAUUGCAAGGAAAAUGAAGAAUUCAGCUGUGAUGUGUGCGGGCAGACAUUCAGAGUCGCUUUUGAUGUUGAGAUGCACAUGAGGACACACAAGGAUUCUUUCACUUACGGGUGCAGCAUGUGUGGCAGAAGAUUCAAGGAGCCUUGGUUUCUUAAAAACCACAUGCGGACACACAACGGCAAAUCGGGGGCCAGGAGCAAAUUGCAGCAAGGCUUGGAGAGUCCAGCAACCAUCAACGAGGUCGUCCAGGUCCAUGCGGCCGAGAGCAUCUCCUAUCCUUACAAAAUCUGCAUGGUUUGUGGCUUCCUAUUUCCAAAUAAAGCAACUCUAAUUGAGCACAACAAGGUGCACAGCAAAAAACCUGCUUCCGGUCCCAGCAGCACACAGACUGACUCUCCACCAGAGGGAAUGUCAUCUUCGAGGGAAGAGUUCCUGCAGUUUUUAAACUUAAGACCAAAAUCUCGCCCCGUAACCGGGAAGAAGCUUGUCAACUGCGUACCUCAGCUCGAUCCAUUCACCACCUUCCAGGCUUGGCAGCUGGCUACCAAGGGCAAAGUGGCCGUUUGCCAAGAAGAAGUGAAGGAAUCGGGGCAGGAAGGAAGCACCGACAAUGACGACUCGAGUUCCGAAAAGGAGCUUGGAGAAAUUUGGGGCGCGAAUAAGAGCAACUCGGAAGGUUCUGGAAAGGCCAAAACAAGUAAGGGCGGUUGUACAGGCCUCUCGCAAGAUAAAGAGAAGUGUAGACCCUCCAACGGGGAGGCGCCUUCUGUGGAUGCGGAUUCCAAGAUAACCAGCAGCAAAGAGAAGCCCACCCACUGCUCUGAGUGUGGCAAAGCUUUCAGAACCUACCACCAGCUGGUCCUGCACUCCAGGGUCCACAAGAAGGACCGGAGGGCCGGUGCCGACUCGCCCACCAUGUCCGUGGAUGGGAGGCAGCCCGGGACGUGCUCUCCUGACCUCGCCACCCCGCUGGAUGAAAAUGGAGCCGUGGAUCGAGGGGAAGGUGGUUCUGAAGAUGGAUCUGAGGAUGGGCUUCCCGAAGGAAUCCAUCUGGAUAAAAAUGAUGAUGGAGGAAAAAUAAAGCAUCUUACAUCUUCAAGAGAGUGUAGUUAUUGUGGAAAGUUUUUCCGUUCAAAUUAUUACCUCAAUAUUCAUCUCAGAACACAUACAGGUGAAAAACCAUACAAAUGUGAAUUUUGUGACUACGCGGCAGCCCAGAAGACAUCUCUGAGGUAUCACUUGGAGAGACACCACAAGGAAAAACAAGCCGAUGCUGCCGCCGAAGCCAAGAGCGAUGGUAAAAAUCAGGACCCUGAAGAUGCACUAUUAACUGCCGACAGUGCGCAAACCAAAAAUUUGAAAAGAUUUUUCGAUGGUGCCAAAGAUGUUACAGGCAGUCCACCUGCAAAGCAGCCGAAGGAGACGCCUUCGGCUUUUCUGGGCAGUGCUGUCCUCUCACCAGCACACAAAGAUACUCAGGAUUUCCGUAAAAAUGCAGCUGAUGACAGUGCUGAUAAAGUGAAUAGAAACCCCACCCCUGCUUACCUGGACCUGCUAAGAAAGAGAUCAGCGGUUGAACCUCAGGCAAAUAACCUCUGCAGAAGCCAGGCGGAGGUCAUUCCUCCUCCGGAUGGCAGUGCCACCCGUAACCUUGACGUUAGCCCCAAAGAGAAGCCAGUGGAGGGCGCAGCUGACGGCAGACACAGGCCAAGUGUGGACUGUCAUGAAAAACCUUUAAACUUAUCCCUGGGGGCAUUUCACAAUUGCCUGGCAAUUUCUUUGAGUAAAAGUUUGAUUCCAAGUAUCACCUGUCCAUUUUGUACCUUCAAGACAUUUUAUCCAGAAGUUUUAAUGAUGCACCAGAGACUGGAACAUAAAUACAAUCCUGACGUUCAUAAAAACUGUCGGAACAAGUCCUUGCUCAGAAGUCGGCGCACCGGAUGCCCGCCAGCGCUGCUGGGGAAAGACGUGCCUCCCCUGUCUAGUUUCUGUAAACCCAAGCCCAAGUCUGCUUUCCCAGCGCAGUCCAAAUCCCUGCCAUCUGCGAAGGGGAAGCAGAGCCCCCCUGGGCCCGGCAAGGCCCCUCCGACUUCAGGGACAGACUCUAGCACUUUAGCCCCAAGUAACCUGAAGUCCCACAGGCCACAGCAGAAUGUUGGGGGCCCCGGAGCCGCUGCCAGACAACAGCAAUCUGAGCUGUUUCCUAAAACCAGUAUUUCCCCUGCACCGGAGAAGACGAAAAGACCCGAGACCAAGUUGAAACCCCUCCCGGUAGCUCCUUCUCAGCCCGCCCUUGGCGGCGGCAGCAUCAAUGGUUCCAUUGACUACCCUCCCAAGAACGACAGCCCGUGGGCACCUCCAGGGAGAGACUAUUUCUGUAAUCGGGGUGCCAGCAACACUGCCGCUGACUUCAGCGAGCCCCUUCCAAAAAGACUGAAGUCCACCGUGGUUGCCCUUGACGUCGACCACCAGCCUGGAGCCAAUUACAGAAGAGGCUGUGACCUUCCCAAGUACCACCUGGUCAGAGGCAUCACGUCGCUGUUGCCGCAGGAUUGCGUGUACCCGUCGGCGGUGCUGCCCCCCAAACCCAGGUUCCUGAGCUCCAGUGAGGUCGAGUCUACAAAUGUGCUGACUGUUCAGAAGCCUUACGGUGGCUCUGGGCCGCUCUACACUUGCGGACCUGCUAGUCCAGCCUCCAGCUCAAUGUUAGAAGGAAAAAGGCCUGUGUCAUAUCAACACUUAUCUAACAACAUGGUACAAAAGAGAAACUAUGAGAAUUUUAUUGGGAACGCACAUUACCGUCCAAAUGACAAAAAAACUUGAUUCACUAAUUUGGGGGAUAAAAGGUCUUGGUGCACAUCAGGGCUUAAUCUCCAUGAAAUUGAAUUGUAGUUCAUCCUUUGAGAAGCGAAUGGUGAAAGCUACUGAAAUAAGCUGUGAUUGUACUGUACAUAGCACAUACAAGGAAUCUGCAAGGAACACUACAGUUUUGUAAAGUUGUUCUGUUAACUUUUGUACCAAAUAGCAAUAAAAUCUACUUGGAACUGUUGGAGCCUACAUACAUGGGGACUGGAUAGCUCUAUUUUGUCCCUGAAUAAUAUUUUUUUUAGAAUCGACCAAAUAAGAAGUGGAAUUUUUGCAUACUUGAGCGCUGCUGAAAAAUGAUUUGGGUUGGGGGGGGAUGGGGGAAAAGUAUAUAAUGCUUGCACCUCAGGUAAAAUUCUGUAAAUAUCUAAGUUGUAAACCUGCUUGUUCAAAUACUGUGUGUAUUCCUUUUCUCUAAUACAGCUCAUCACUUGGAGCAGUUUCUGCUAUUGUGCUCUUUCAUUUAAAAUGUAUUUUUUUUUUUUUUUAAACUCUCAAUGAUUUUGUAUUAUGUUGAAUCCUCUGAAAUCUGUUGUUGUCUUAAAAUUGUUAAUGGAAGUAUUGACCCUCUAUGAAUAUGUGCUGCAGAUAAGGAGGUCAGCCAUUCUGAAUUUGGCAGCAUUUUAUUGCAAGUUUCAGCAUGUAGCUGGGGAAGGCACCUUCUUCCUUGCCUCUCCAGAUUGUCCUGGAACCUCCAGAUCCUUGACUGAGGGGGUUGGGAUGGCUUACAUGAUUUUUAAGUGAGUGUGUCUACAGAGAAGCGUUUUCUCUGUAGAGGAGAGCCACACAUCGUGUAAACAUAAGAAACUGUAUGUGCAGUUACUUAAAUUUGUUUCUAUCAAAUCAUUUUUUUUUUUUUUUGAAAGUUGAGUGUUUGGGGGUAUUUGCCUAAAUUAGCAUAUAAAAACAUAAAUGCUAAAUUAUACAUGUGGAUUGCAGAUUUUGGAAACAGUUUUAAGAGAAAGUUUUUGGGGAACGUUUUAGGUUUGUAUGUGGUAGUUUUAGUGUGUCUGGCAUUUGGGUGAGCUGUGGACAGACACACUAGAGUUGGUUAUAGACACAUUGAUUCUGAAGAAGGAACUGCUGGCUGAGCCUCCUGGGAGUCGAGAAAGAGAAAAUCUGUUUCUGGACCUCAGUUUACCUUCCCAUUUUGGGUUGCUUGGGAGCAGUAACAUUUUUCUCAGUGCACAUGCAAUUUGGGUUUUAGAGAAGAUCGCCACCAGCUGGCUUCCUAGAUAUUUUAAAUUUUUGUUCUUUAAUGUGCUGGCCAUGGCUGAGUUUAAUAAGUACAUGGGCUUAGCGACCACAAAAGACUUGUUAAGAAACUGUUUCAAAAAUAAGUUUGCACUGUUCAUUUUUCUGGCCUUCCUCUUCUCCAUAGAGCAAGGGUAAAGUUCUAGAAGAAUCUUUUUUUUUUUAAUUAUGCAACGUAAGGUGUCCUUGAUAGGAAUCUUAGCUCCUGUGUUACAACAGAGAACUAAUUUGAGAUCAGUCUGCUGGCAUUGCAAUGAAGUGCUUUGUAUCAGGAAAGUGUACACUAUUGACCUUUUUUCCUGUUCACAAGCUGAGCCAUAUGUACAUAAUCUAGAUUUUGUUUUCAUAGUUUUGCACUUUUAUAGCCUAUUUUUGAAGAUUAACACAUUUGCAAGAUGAUUGACUCAAUCUUUGCUUAAUCCAAUGAGUGUUACAGAGAGCUUGCUGUGACUAGAAACGUAAAUCUUAAAAGGGGGUUUGUGAUGAUAGAGGGCUGGAAUUUAAACCUGCAUUUAAAAAAAAAAAAGAAUCACCAAAUCUAUUUGAAAACAAGUCAGUUUGUGUCAUGCUGGAAUUUUUUGGGCUUUCAAAUUUGUCUUUUUAACCACAUUUUUGAAUGUAUAAAAAUACCAAUUAUUUUCCUACAGCCCUUUGUACUUCAAAAUAUGUUUUUGUGUCCAUCAGUAUUAACUAUUGGUAUACUACUGGUUUUAUAUGUGUUUUUUUUCUUUGAGACAACAGUACAUAUAAUAGAGGUACAAUUUGUGGGAUUUUUGUUUAUGUAUUUAUUUCAUUCCAGUUUGAUUUAUUUUAAUUGUUGAUAAGUUGUCAAACAGUAGACAUUACUUGUUUUAUUUAUGAUAUAUUUCAGCUUAAAGUUAUGAUAUGUGGAAGUGUAAAUAUAGAUUUGGUGUUUUGCAA
Messenger RNA from Cebus imitator (Panamanian white-faced capuchin), 6081 nucleotides. RefSeq names its product zinc finger protein 217 (gene ZNF217). Lineage: Eukaryota; Metazoa; Chordata; Mammalia; Primates; Cebidae. Bases 679 to 3864 code for a protein of 1061 amino acids. The record is from RefSeq and is a predicted model, not a curated record. Gene Ontology annotation, molecular function: DNA-binding transcription factor activity, RNA polymerase II-specific; RNA polymerase II cis-regulatory region sequence-specific DNA binding. Gene Ontology annotation, cellular component: nucleus. The transcript has 6 exons. Gene Ontology annotation, biological process: regulation of DNA-templated transcription.